CCGCAGCGAGCGAGCGAGCGGCCGGGCCGGGCGCGCCGGGGAGAAGCAGCCGCCCGGGAGCGGGGCGCGUUCGGGUGCCCGCCUCGCUCCGCGCCCGCCGGCGGCCGGAGUUUGCGCUCCGGGGGCUGGGGGCGAGGCGCGGCGCCGCAGACGGCUCGCCCCGGGAUGGGGGCUCCGCGCUGGGCGCGGCUCUGCCUCCUGCUCCUGGCGGCGGUAACGCUCUGGGUGCUGCUGUGUGGGCGCGACCGAGACACGCAGGCUGCCCCGAAGCCCAGCCUGCUGCAGCAAGAGUCACUGCUGUUGGUGCCUGGAGGGAUGUCCCGAAAUGCCGGGAGCCAUGGCCUGAGCAGAGAAAGCAGCAUGGUCGGAGGGAAGCCAUCUAAAUAUUCUUCUGAGCCUGGCAAGGCUAAACCCACCAAGGAACAGGCCAGCUCAUGCCCCCAGUCACUGACGUCAAAAGUGAAGGCGGACCCCAGGUUUGGGAAGCUCUUUCGAUUCCACAUCCCAGUGCUGAUGUGGGCACGGCACAUCACCCAGGAGAUCUGGAACAGACUGAAGGAGCGCAGCGUCCCAUAUGGCUGGCAGGGUUUGUCCGACACAGCCAUUGCCUCCACCUUGCAUCUGCUCAACGACUCUGCCAACAGCUGGCUGUUCGACAAAGCCAGGUUCCCUGAAGGCUGCAUCCGCUGCGCCGUGGUCGGGAAUGGAGGGAUUCUCAAUGGAUCCCGGCAAGGCAAGGAGAUAGAUGCCCAUGACUUUGUUUUCAGGCUAAAUGGGGCUGUGAUCAAAGGCUUUGAAGAUGACGUUGGGACCAAGAUAUCCUUCUAUGGCUUCACGGUGAACACAAUGAAGAAUUCCCUGAUCGCCUAUGGAGAGUAUGGCUUCACCCAGAUACCCCAGUCCAAGGACCUGCGAUAUAUUUUUAUCCCCUCGGACAUACGCGAUUACAUCAUGCUGAAGUCAGCCAUACUGGGCAGCCGUGUCCAAGAGGGGUAUGACAGAGGCGAUGACCCACAGACAUAUUUUGGACCAGAGACAUCUGCAAAGAAGUUCAAGCUGCUGCACCCAGAUUUCAUACAUUAUUUAACUGUGAGAUUUCUGAGAUCUGAAAUAAUAAAUACUCAAUAUGGGUAUCUGUACAUGCCCAGUACUGGUGCCCUCAUGCUACUGACAGCCCUACAUACCUGUGACAAGGUCAGUGCCUAUGGAUUUAUCACAGACAAUUACCGAAAGUUUUCAGACCACUACUACGAGCGGGAGAAGAAGCCUCUGGUGUUCUAUGCCAACCAUGACAUGCUGCUGGAGGCGGAGCUGUGGAAGAGCCUGCACAGGGCAGGCAUCAUGAAGCUGUAUCAGCGGUGAGGCUGGGUGGCAUGUCCCUUCUUGCUGUAACGAAAGUAGUCCUUCUCCUCUUCCCCAAGGGCUCCCUUCUCCCUGGCAGGGGCCGUCCAGAAUUCAUGAGCAAAGGUGGAAAACAGAGAGCUCACCCAAAGCCAGCCUUACAAGCUGGAGAUUGCAUGAAUUGCAAGGCUGCCUUCUGCGAGCCGAGGGUGCUGCCUGGAGGAUUCUACUCAGAUGUUGCUGAGAUGGCAAAGCAAGUGUGGAGAGGUCUCUUUCCAGGGAACCUGCUGAUUGGCUCAAGACAACAGACCCCAGACACGCCCUGGUUCCUCCCAUCGAGUAAGAGACCUGGGGGGAGCAACUUCUGACACUAGAAAAUGAAAAGGGGAUUUCAGAAGCAAUAAGCCUGAAUGUUCAAUGCGUGUCUCCCAAAGGGGCGUGAUGGCCCUGAGAAGAUGCUCGCUCACCAGCAAAUUCCAGCUUCCCAUCGCCUUCAAGAGUUAUAUGCUGAGCACAGAGCUUGGAUGUGAAAAAUACCCCGCCCGCCGUUUCCACCUUUCCAUCACACAUAAGGGUCUGCCACAACCCUGAAAAGCCUAAUGUGUUCUGUGUUCAAACUCAUUCAUGGUGGGACACAUCACAGCCACAAUCCUAUAGCUGAAGAGACCUGGAUGGAGCUUGUUGACAUUGCUCCUCAAUAGACUGGGUGGGGGGGUGGGUAGGUGAAGAGCAGUGAGGCACAGCAGCCAUAACUGUAUGAAGGCCCAUGGAGCCACCACAUGCACAUACUCUCCAUUUUCCAGACAGAGCUCCCAUCACUAGCAGAAUACAGCAGAGGCUGACUGCCCGCUUCAGCCACACUGAUCGGGCUUCAGAGUAGCAGCCGUGUUAGUCUGUAUUCGCAAAAAGAAAAGGAGUACUUAUGGCACCUUAGAGACUAACAAAUUUGCUACAGCUCACUUCAUCGGAUGCAUCCUUGGGCUGUCACUCCAAAUUGUGAUGUCAACAGAGGGUCUCAAACAGCUGGAAGUGGGGUUGCCACAGCUUAAUUAGGUCCCUACAGUAAUUUGGGGGCAGGUGGACCUGAUUGGAUGUGACCCUGUACAUUAUUUUGCAUUACAAACCUAGGGGGCCUGUGUAUAUUCAGAGGAAGGGCCCCAGCCCUAGUACAGAUGGAUGGAACCCACCACUCCAUUACUUAAACUAAAUCUUCAUCAACCUAAA
Messenger RNA from Dermochelys coriacea (leatherback sea turtle), 2565 nucleotides. RefSeq names its product ST6 N-acetylgalactosaminide alpha-2,6-sialyltransferase 2 (gene ST6GALNAC2). The record is from RefSeq and is a predicted model, not a curated record. The transcript has 10 exons. Gene Ontology annotation, molecular function: sialyltransferase activity. Bases 166 to 1362 code for a protein of 398 amino acids. Lineage: Eukaryota; Metazoa; Chordata; Testudines; Dermochelyidae.